AUGACCGAAGCACAGUACGACGAGCUAUUGGCAGCGGUGAGAGGCCACCUGGAAUCCCUUCCGGAGACAUGCACGGCAUCCAACUGCCCGCAGGCUGACUGGGCGGGCUGCGUCCUGCGCAUGGCCGGCCACGACUUCAUGGACUUUGCGAAUGGACAAGGGGGCUCCGACGCAUGCACCGAUAUGUCUGAUCCUGACAACGGUGGGUUGCCUGCUUGUCUCUCCUCCGGCGAGCACGGCAUCUCGUUGGUGGAGGUCUACCAGAACUACUGCGCCACUGUAUCCUUGGCUGACUUCCUGGUCAUCGCCGCAGAGGCGGUGAUGAUGUCAACACGCGCGCGGCAUCUCGCCCAGGCGUCGUCAGCGCCCGCGCUCGACUUGCGGUCCUCCUUCCGCUUCGGCCGCACCACGGCGCUGAGCUGCGCCUUCGCCGAAGGGCGCCUGCCGAACCCCGAGCGAGGCUGCACCGCUGUGGAG
Molecule: messenger RNA, 477 nt
Organism: Symbiodinium necroappetens
Lineage: Eukaryota; Dinophyceae; Suessiales; Symbiodiniaceae
Source: the annotation of a GenBank genome assembly